Molecule: messenger RNA, 3516 nt
Organism: Micropterus dolomieu (smallmouth bass)
Lineage: Eukaryota; Metazoa; Chordata; Actinopteri; Centrarchiformes; Centrarchidae
Product: major histocompatibility complex class I-related gene protein-like
Exons: 6
Coding region: 86-1168 (360 amino acids)
Biological process (GO): immune response
Cellular component (GO): external side of plasma membrane
Source: RefSeq, a predicted model, not a curated record
UCCCUCCGCGGGGGGAAAACAUUUGAUAGAAGACAGAUCAGCUGAAGCAGCUCGGUCAUGUCCCCACACGUCUUUCUCAAACAAGAUGAAAAAGUUAUUUUUGUUGCUUCUCUUCUGUCACGUUUCAUCCGGUGUGAAACACUCCUUGAAGUUUUUCUUCACUGCAUCUUUUGGAGUCUCAGACUUCCAGCUUGUGGGUACAGGAGAGGUUGAUGGCACUGAAACAGGUUACUGCGACAGCAACAGAAAGAUAGCAGAAACAAGACAGGACUGGGUGAAAAAAGUAUUCGAAAAUGAUCCUGGGCAUUGGCAGAGGUACACUCAGCAGUGUUUUCAACGUCAGCCAAACUUCUUCAAAGCCAUGAUUCAUAGUUUUAAGCAACUCUUCAACAUAAGUGAAGGUGUCCACAUUUUCCAGAAGAUGAGUGGCUGUGAAUGGGAUGAUGAGACUGGAGAGGUUCGUGGUUUCAUACAGUAUGGUUAUGAUGGAGAAGACUUCAUGUCAUUCGACCUGAACACAUUGACAUGGAUCGCUCUGACACCAAAGGCUGUCACCAUGAAACUAUUAUGGGAUGCUGAAAAAGCUAGAGCAAUAGAGGAUGAGCACUUCCUCACUCAGAAUUAUCCUGAGUGGCUUAAGAACUAUGUGAACUAUGGGAGGAGCUCUCUGCAGAGAAAAGACCUUCCCUCAGUGUCUCUCCUCCAGAAGACUCCCUCCUCUCCAGUCAGCUGCCACGCUACAGGUUUCUACCCUGACAGAGCCACGAUGUUCUGGAGGAAAGAUGGAGAGGAGAUUCAUGAGGACGUGGACCACGGAGAGAUCCUCCCCAACAACGAUGGAUCCUUCCAGAUGAGUGUUGACCUGAAUCUUUCAUCAGUCACACCUGAAGACUGGAGGAGGUACGACUGUGUGUUUCAUCUCUCUGGUGUGAAGGACGACAUCGUAACAAAACUGGACAAAGCAAUGAUCAGGACCAACUGGAAGAAGCCCAGUGACAUGACUGUCCCCAUUGUUGCUGCAGUUGUUGUUUUUGCUCUCAUCUUCAUCACUGCUGCUGGAUUCAUGGCUUAUAAAAAGAUGAAAGGUUUUGCCUACCCAGUUGCAACGGCUCUGCUGACAACACCCAACAAAAAAAAUGUCUUGGUUCAACACGCAGGUGUGUCCUGAUUUUUAAUUCCAUUUGCUUGGUUGUUCGCAUGGGAUACAUGAAGGAAAAGGUUAAUCAUAAUUUGAUAAUUAUAAUUUGAUCAUUUGAAUGGGCUUCUCCCUUCUGCAACUUCUUUAAAACAAGCCUAAAGGUUGCCUGUUGUUGUGUUUGAUGAACACAAUACAGCUUUUUACGACACUUCCCCACAUACCCAAAGCAGACAGAGACAACAUCCCAUGUGACAAUAGCUCAGUACCCCUAAAUCCCUUUUGUUGGAAUCAUAAGAAUGCACUUAUUUGUACAUUCAUAGAUCAUAUGAUCCCUCACUGAAAUCAAGUGCUAUGUAACAAGUGGCUGUAAGAGGAGAUUUUGCAAAUGUGGUACAUUUGUAUUGAAAAUCUUCCACUCCUUUUUUUACUGCUUUUAAAUCCUACAUAUACUGUAGCUUAUUCUUAUUUUGUCUGCCUUUAAGUAGCAGCAUCCGACUGUGUUUUCCUAUUUUUUCUUUCACAGCAUUAAUACUACUGCUCCUGAGCUCAUUCUGUAUCAGUCUAUAAAUAGUUCAUCUUCAGCCAAAAUUUAAGCUUUCAAGGCUUUCGAGGGAGUGUCCCUAUUUAACUUCACGAAGCUCUUGAAGCUCUUAAACUCAUCUCUUCUGAGAACGUUUGCUCAAACAUGCACUUCCUGUGGGGGCGUUCCCUUUGAAAUCCCAACGCAAGUUUGUGCUUCCCAUGUCAAAUGGAAUGCACCAUAAGACUUCAAAAUUAGCUUGGCCGAAUAUAAAUGAUCUCUUUAUCUCUCUCUCGGCCUGCUCUCCCUCCCACACUCAUAGCUGCCACACUGCAGCUCCAGCUCUGACUGUGUGUCUGUGUGACGUCCGGGGGAGGGGAGGCUAUUCCAGUAGAGAUAGUGACCAUUGUCUCACCACUGAAAAUAUUCCAGUUCACAACCUAUGACAUCCUAUUGAAUAGAAGUAAAAGAGUCAGCUUGUAAGUCAGUCACUCUUCCUCAAUCCAUUCACUGUGCAUUGAAGUCAAACACUAGGGCACUUACUGUCCAUUCUAUCUAUUCACCACCAAUGCAUUGUGUUGUAACAGUAAUGGCGACAGUAAAGCUGCUUUUCACUCUAUAGGCCUAAUGAUUAAACUUUGUGGUGAUCGUGGUAUCAUCAAAAGGCGUAUGAAUAACGAAUACUAAUUAAGUCAUUUUGUGUGGUAUUCCAACACAUUUGUUGCUUUUCGCAUGUCAUGUCACACCGUUUAGUCUAAUUCUUCAAAUACACUAGUUGACCUUUUCCUUAAAAAGUGUGUAUUGACUGCAAAGAACAAAACAUUUACUGGGAACAAGCCGACUCAUGAUCACAGACAUCACGGAGCAUAGAUAUCUUUCUUUCAUAUUAGACUAUAUAACAACAAUUUAAUAGAAAUAUCCAAUAUGUCUGUGUCUGUAUAGAGUUGUGUUGUUUAUAUUUAUUACCAUAAAAUUUUGUUAGUUUGGUGUUAUUCCUGUUACAAAUAACUAGGAUAGUUCUUCUUGAAAUAUCCCCUUUUUAACCACUGAUUUGACCAAUGUCGUAUUUAUAUGUAAAAAUAGUGGGGGGGCACCAACCAUUGCAUAAAACAGAAACCAGUAAAACUACUAUACUCUCUCUUGCUACUGUGUUUUUAACAUGUCAACAAACAGCAUGGCUCCACAAAACAAGAGUUUCUGAAAAGGACCUUAAGAGGUGGAUGCAUAAUUCAGCAGAACAGAUGAUGUAGGCCAUCUGCCGAAAUUUGCAUCCACCUCUUUUUACCAUUAUCACCUGCGAGGUGUAUGCAGUUCUCUGCAGGCAUGCAGAAUUCAGCAUAACACUGGCACACACACACGCAUCCUCAGUCAGAUAAGAGAGAGAAGCACACACACAGAUGUGAAAAUUUAAGCCUGUGAUCUUAACUUUAUUUUUAGUACUGAAUAUAUGUUGGUAUGUUUUUUUGUAAUACAGAUUACAAACAAAUUUGCUUCUGUAUUUCUUCUACACUAUAUCGUGACAAUGUGGGAGAGAAGUGACAAGAAAACAGAAGGGCAGAAUGGACUUAUUUUUUAUUUUAAGUGAGUGGAAGAGGGUAUCUUCACUGGGGAUACAACCACAAAAGAUAUAAUGGGAUUUGGACCUGAAAUGAUUUGUGUUCUGUUUUGAUAUGUCAUAUGUCCUCCAUUUUGCAAGUAAAACUCACUUUUAUUCUAUUUCAACUGAUCUGACACACAUUUUAUGGUGUAGAUUAAAAAGGGCUUCACAUUAUUAUGUAGGUUUUGUCUGUAUUGACUGUUUAUAAAGGUUCAGUGCAGGAUGAGUGGACUUUCGCUGUUUCACACAGUUUGUUUUUGA